AGCACUCUGUCCCUCUCUUCUCUUUCUCUUACUCCUCUUUUUCUCUCUGUCCCUCUCUCAUUCUCCAGCAGCGAUGUAGUCCUCUCUUAAACUUUGGCAGCUCUUUGGUGAUGAAGCCCUGACUGACUGAUCCACCACUCCUGGACCUCUAUGGAUUCAUUCCUUCCUUCUUUUUGAGGUCUUGUUGUCCUCUUUCCAGAAUCGCCUCUCUCUUUGUAUUGCCUUGUGUUUCGUUGUCGCGUCUUUGUAUUUGAACUAUGGCCAUGAAGGAAACUGUACUCCCUAUCAGUGAGGUGUCCAGUCCAUACCCAGAGGUCAUGGAACUCAAUGUUGGUGGCCAGGUGUAUGUCACCAAACGUUCCACCUUGGUCAGCGUACCUGACACCACCCUCUACACCAUGUUCACCCGCUACACCCCACAGGAACUUCCCCGCGACAGCCGAGGACGCUUCUUCAUCGACCGCGAUGGCUUCCUGUUCCGAUAUGUGCUGGACUUCCUUAGAGACCGCCAGCUGGUGCUACCAGAACACUUCCCAGAGCGGGAACGUCUUCAGCGCGAAGCCGAACACUUCCAGUUGGGGGAGCUACUGAGAAUUCUCGGCCCACGUGUCGCCAAACAAGGAUCGCUUAACGAUGAGGGCUGCCAAAGUGAUAUUGAGGAAAGUUCUCAGAGUAGUGAGUUGGUGACUCGAACGGGAAACAGUGCCACCAACUACGGAACUUCUUCUUUUUCCCAAGACAAGAGGUCAGGGUUCAUUACGAUUGGUUAUCGGGGGUCGUAUACGAUGGUGAGGGAUAACCAAACUGAUGCUAAGUUUCGGCGUGUGGCACGGAUCAUGGUCUGUGGCCGUAUCGCUCUGGCAAAAGAGGUGUUUGGGGAAACGUUGAAUGAGAGUCGAGAUCCAGACCGUCCACCGGAGAAAUACACCUCACGCUUCUACCUAAAAUUCACCUACCUGGAGCAAGCGUUUGACAGGCUGAGCGAGGCAGGGUUCCAGAUGGUGGCCUGCAACUCGACUGGAACAGCUGCAUUUGUUAACCAGUACAGAGAUGACAAGAUCUGGAGUAGCUACACAGAGUACAUCUUCUUCAGGCCUGCCUGCAAGUCAGCAUCCCCUAAAUUGGAGAGUGAGGAGCCCAAGUCAGAGAAACUGCUGGAUAAGGCGAGUGAGAGCGGGACCUCCCUGAACGAGCUCUCUACCUCCAGUUCUGAGACCCACUCCGAGGCCACUUCGCCCCAGGAUGGAGGCCCUAUCCUGGUUUCUCGUGGCGAGGUUGUUGGGGGCUCCCUGGCCCCAUGUGGUGCCCUGCACUCUGUCUCUCGGCCUCCGAGCACGCUCACUCUGGGUCGACCGCCAAAGAAAGGUUCCUCCGUGCAGUGGAUGGAGCUACCGGAUAAACGGCGGAACAGUGAGCUGUUCCAGUCCCUCACCAGUGGGGUGUGUCCACGGGAAGGUGGAGGCAGUGGUCUUACCAGGAGGAAGACUCUCGAGAGGCCAAAUGCAGAAGAGGAUAUGAAACAGUGCAUCCGAGAUUUCCGAAAGAUUAAGAUUCCUCCGGCAUUCCCAGAGCGCAAGCGGCAGUGGCAGUCGGAACUACUUCAGAAAUACGGCCUUUAAAGGAAUCUCAGGAUAGAUGAAUGUGUUUUAACUACACAUUCUAUUCACAAUCAUACACACUAUAUUGCUAUAGUUUUAAUUCCAAAAAUACAGAAUUGCUCAAAGGACUUGAUACACAUUGAGAAACAGAACCAAACAACCAAUCAUCGAAAAAAAAAAGUUGAAAGAAAGAACUUGGGAAUAGAACCAAUUUCACUUUGAUACAUUUUUUGGCAUGAAACUACAAGGAUUGACAGCACCAUUGCUGUAGUAUUCAUCUCUUUAUAACUUGAAGAACUACCAAAAAAAUAGAUGAAGGAAAACGUUUUUGAUAAAGAUGAGAUUCAAUAACUAAGAGCCAUUCCAUUGUUCUGAAAGUAUGUAGACUCUAUAGUGUAAAGUACUGAACUGACAGACAGUGGCAAAGUGGAAAUAGAAAUGAAUCCUGUGGUAGUCAUGUCACUUCACUGAAGAAAUACAAAGCACUUGAAUCAGUCUAGAGUCUAUAUGAUUUAUGUGAA
Messenger RNA from Xyrauchen texanus (razorback sucker), 2119 nucleotides. It is a transcript of the gene kctd8, whose product is annotated as potassium channel tetramerization domain containing 8. The record is from RefSeq and is a predicted model, not a curated record. Gene Ontology annotation, biological process: protein homooligomerization; regulation of G protein-coupled receptor signaling pathway. NCBI's taxonomy places the organism in Eukaryota, Metazoa, Chordata, Actinopteri, Cypriniformes, Catostomidae. Bases 258 to 1619 code for a protein of 453 amino acids. Gene Ontology annotation, molecular function: protein binding. The transcript has 2 exons.